This is a messenger RNA of Cornus florida, 1155 nucleotides long. RefSeq names its product DNA repair RAD52-like protein 2, chloroplastic. The transcript is spliced from 5 exons. The coding region runs from base 170 to 817 and encodes 215 amino acids. The record is from RefSeq and is a predicted model, not a curated record. Gene Ontology annotation, molecular function: DNA binding. Lineage: Eukaryota; Viridiplantae; Streptophyta; Magnoliopsida; Cornales; Cornaceae. Gene Ontology annotation, biological process: double-strand break repair via homologous recombination.
UAAGUGUGUGCGUGAAAGUCGUUUUUUUUUUCAGCUACUACAGGGGAACAGAGAAGAAGAGUUCAUCUACUAGUCCGAUCUACAACACAACUCUCUCUCUUUCUCUCUCUAAUAAAUAAAUAUAUACAUACACGCUAUAAGGGUUGUUUGCCUCUUCGUCUUCGUCGAAAUGGCCAUUCAGAGUGGCAGUUUCCUCACACAAUUCACGAUGCCGGCGACGGAGACUCGUGUUCCGGCGAUCACGUCCUGCUAUUCCGGCCACCAAAUUUCCAAUCGGAGGUUGAAAAUGGGUACCCGUUUCGGAGGUAGGAGUGACGGAAUUAACAGAAGGUGCAUAGCUUCAGUGCCGGUGAUGGCUCUGGAUAGGAAUAUCAGUGGUUCCGAUGGCGGUAAGAAGACGUCGGUGCCGAAUUCGAACUACGUGGUGCCACUGGACAAGUCGUCUUGCAUCACUCGGCCUCUCGCCGAGAUCCUCAGGGACCUCAACAAGAGGAUUCCUGAUAACAUCAUCAAAUCUGAUGAUGGUGAUAAUUCCACUUUCAUACCCUGGUACCAUGCCAAUCGGAUGUUGAGUUUCUAUGCUCCAGGUUGGUGUGGAGAGAUACGGGAUGUUAUUUUCUCUGAAAAUGGAAGUGUGACUGUGGUGUACCGUGUCACAAUACGAGGUUCUGAUGGAGAGGCACACCGUGAAUCUACUGGGACGGUAUCAUCUGGUAGCGGCCAUCUGAAGGAUCCUGUUGCUGCAGCUGAGGAAAUAGCUUUUUGCAGAGCAUGUGCACGGUUUGGCCUUGGCUUAUAUUUGUAUCAUGAAGAAUAGAUGUUACAGAAAUGUGAAUAUGAAGGUGGUGGUAGCUGAAAGCUGAUUCUGGACAUUUUGAUGCUUUGGAAGAUGACAAGUUCAGUUACUUUCAUCCCUAAAGUGACAUUGUUCUUUCUUUUAAGUUUUGUUGCUGUUUUGAUGCUUUCAAUUUGAAUUUGUGAAUUCUUGCUGUUAGGACACAAAUUUGAAUUUGUGAAUAGCCUAUGCUCCUCUCUCACUACAUGUUUCGGAUGCAUGUGUAUCUCAUGUAUGAUGAAAUGCACCAAUUACUUAAAUAUAUGUACACUAAUAAACUUGUUGCACUAAUAUUUUGCUAAAUUGGCAUUAUUUGCUUA